Messenger RNA from Cottoperca gobio, 2237 nucleotides. Its product is annotated as zinc finger protein 2-like. The coding region runs from base 209 to 1879 and encodes 556 amino acids. Gene Ontology annotation, cellular component: nucleus. The transcript is spliced from 4 exons. Gene Ontology annotation, biological process: regulation of gene expression. The record is from RefSeq and is a predicted model, not a curated record. NCBI's taxonomy places the organism in Eukaryota, Metazoa, Chordata, Actinopteri, Perciformes, Bovichtidae.
ACUGCAAAAUUCACCAGAAGAAGAAAUACAUAUAAAUCAAAUUGUCAUUGAUAAAAAACGUUUUUUUAUACCGGCAGUCAAGGCAGAGAAUUACUAAUAUUGUCUCCUCUCACAUGUCUCAUGUGUGACCAUAUGAGGCUGACAUAAAUUUCAGCAAACAACAGCGUAGUAGUUUCGCUGGAGAAACGUCCCGCACCGUCCGGGCUGGAUGGCGAGUUGUGUGGAUGUCCACACUCAGCUGGCUUCCAUCAUGGAGGUGUUAGCUAACGCGGCGGUGGCUCAGAUCUGUCAGCUCGUGGACGACGGGUUUGCCACCCUGAGGCUGGAAGUAUCCCGGAACCAGAGGGAGAACCUGGCCCUGAAGAGCAGACUGCGGCUGAUGGAGAUCCGUUCAGGAGAGCAGUACCACAGAGAGCCAACCCCCCCGCAUCUGCUGCUGAUCUGUAGCAGGAAAGACGGCUCUGCCAUUACCAAAAGAAAAGUCAAGUCCAUCAUGCUGGAGAAUACUGACCCUCAGCAGACACAGCCGGUGGUUGUUACGGAGCAGCUGAUGGAGCCAGAGGUGGCUGUGAUAAAGAAGGAAAAGCUGGAGGAAGAGCUGACAGGGUGCAGUUUGCUGGAAGACCAUCAUGCAGCUCCUAACAUCAGCAUCGGACCUCAGUCUCUCUCUCCUGCUGCUGAGAGCGACCGCCCUCUGAGAAUGGAAGCAGAACUCCCCAGAGUCAGUGUCUCAGGUCCGUAUGAAAACCGGGAUGUUGCCAGACCUGAAACUGAGCAGCAGAAAGAAGGAGAGGAGGAGGCUAGUACUCAGUGUUGGUUCUCUCAUCCAGCAGAGCAGAUCUACAGAGGUGGUGGUCCAAACAGAGAAAUGACAGGCUUGACCAAAGAAGAAGACAAACACGCUGUGGAUUCCAGUGUCUGUCUGUCUGCUGAGUCCAGCAGUAGUAAAGUUACUGAUGUAGAGGCUACAGUGAUAAAGACACUGGAUUCAGAGCUGUCCCAUACAAACACUGGAGUGAAGUGUGGUGCUGCAGCAGACUGGAGGGGAGAGGCAGUGUUACCGGUCAAAUUGGAGGCUGAACCUUCAUGGUCCGAAGCUUUUAUGACAUAUACUCCUUUAGUUUCUGUCACUAGAAAUGAGUGUCUGAGUGACAGCAGAUUAACUAACACUACCAGUCACCACACAGAGAGUGAAGCAGCAGAGCUGGAAGCCAGCAGCUUGGACUCCUCUUCCUUCGAUGACCUGUUCUCCUCUCCGGAGGUGGCCAGGUCUCUGACAGCUCCUCACAUACACUCCACAAACAGAGUCACGUGCAUGGAGAAGCCCCUGUCAUCCUCAUCUUUUCCUUUCCAGUUCAGCUUUGGAAACUCUCCCAAGUCAGACUCUCUAACUGUCUCCUCCUUCAGUGAUGCCUCACCUGACUCCAGGAGCAGAAGCUUUCCCAGCAGCACAGAGCAAGCAUUCAGCUGCCAGCAAUGUGGCUGCCUAUUCUCUACCUCCAGAGAACUGGUGGUACACCAGCACUCCCACGCCGGAGAGAGGAUCUACCACUGCCACCUCUGUAAGAAGCCCUUUGUCCACCCACACCAGCUGAAAACCCACCAGCGGGUGCACACCGGAGAGAAACCGUUCAGCUGCUCUCAGUGCGGCAAGCGCUUCUCCCAGUCCAGCCACAUCAAGAGACACAUGAGCGUCCACACCGGGGAGAGGCGCUACAGCUGCAGCCUGUGUGGGAAACGCUUCUCGCAGGCCUGCAGCCUCAAGGUGCACCAGACCGUUCACACCGGAGAGAGACCCUACAGCUGCACCAAGUGUGGCAAGAGCUUCUCUGUGCUGGGAAACCUGGUCCGCCACCAGAGCAUCCACAUCGGCAAAUGAACACACACAAAACUAGAAGGGCACUCGGAGAGCGCACACCUCUGCCAAGGCUGUUUCUAUAAGUGAAGAAUAAUGCGUGUAUCUGCCCUGUGAUUCGGAUCCGCUUCAAAAUGUCACGGGUUCUUAGUCAACCCUUCACCCUUAUACAACACUUUUAUGAAAAACAGGCCAGUAGUUUUUCCGUAAUCCUGCUGACAAACAACCAAAAACAUUGCCUCCUUGGCGGAGGUAAGCCGAAGGGACUGAAGGAGAGGUGUAAUGUGAAGCCAGUGGGGCUCAUCAUAAUGUCUGUCCAAAUAAUGUAGCAGACUGUGCUGUUGACAUUUAUACACAUUAUUUAUUUACAAUAAAAUGUCAA